GAGAGCAAGGUGCUCAAGUUCUUGGGCUUCAUGUGGAACCCUCUUUCAUGGGUGAUGGAACUAGCUGCCAUCAUGGCCAUUGCAUUAGCAAAUGGAGGGAAUGAGCCACCGGAUUGGCAAGAUUUUGUGGGUAUAGUAGUGCUGUUAAUCAUAAACUCCACCAUCAGUUUUAUAGAAGAGAAUAAUGCAGGAAAUGCUGCAGCAGCACUCAUGGCAGGUCUUGCCCCUAAAACGAAGGUUCUGAGAGAUGGAAGGUGGAGUGAGCAAGAUGCUGCUAUAUUGGUGCCAGGAGACAUCAUAAGCAUCAAAUUGGGAGACAUUGUCCCAGCUGAUGCCCGUCUAUUGGAAGGAGAUCCCCUCAAGAUAGAUCAAUCUGCACUCACCGGUGAGUCCUUGCCUGUAACUAGGUGCUCCGGCGAUGAAGUCUUCUCCGGUUCCACAGUGAAACAGGGAGAGAUUGAGGCCAUUGUAAUUGCCACCGGAGUCCACACCUUCUUCGGUAAGGCUGCUCACCUCGUGGAUAGCACUAACCAAGUUGGCCACUUCCAACAGGUGUUGACAGCCAUUGGUAACUUCUGCAUUUGCUCUAUUGCCCUGGGAAUGAUCGUAGAGAUUAUAGUCAUGUAUCCCAUUCAGCACCGCAGGUACAGGAGUGGAAUUGACAAUUUGUUGGUGCUUCUCAUUGGAGGAAUUCCCAUUGCCAUGCCAACGGUCUUGUCUGUCACCAUGGCUAUCGGUUCCCAUCGCCUAUCGGAGCAAGGUGCUAUCACUAAGAGGAUGACAGCCAUUGAGGAGAUGGCCGGCAUGGAUGUUUUGUGCAGUGACAAAACUGGCACCCUAACAUUGAACAAACUCACCGUCGAUACCAACUUGAUUGAGGUCUUCUCCAAAGAUACUGAUAAGAACACUGUAAUUCUUCUUGGAGCUAGGGCCUCCAGGGUUGAAAACCAAGAUGCUAUUGAUGCUUGCAUUGUAGGAAUGUUGGGUGAUCCAAAGGAGGCUAGAGAGGGCAUUCAAGAGGUGCAUUUCCUUCCCUUCAAUCCAGUGGAUAAGCGUACAGCCAUAACAUACAUUGACGCUGAGGGUAACUGGCACCGAGUAAGCAAAGGGGCACCAGAGCAGAUUAUUGAACUCUGCAACCUCCGGGAAGAUGUGGCAAAGAAGGCCCAUUCCAUUAUUGAUAAGUUUGCUGACCGCGGCCUCCGCUCCCUUGCUGUAGGCAAACAAGCAGUACCAGAGAAGAACAAGGACAGCCCAGGAGGACCAUGGGAAUUUGUAGGGUUGUUGCCUCUGUUUGACCCACCCAGGCAUGACAGCGCAGAGACCAUCAGGCGUGCUCUCGAGUUGGGAGUGAAUGUUAAGAUGAUCACCGGUGACCAGUUGGCCAUUGGUAAGGAGACUGGUCGCAGGCUUGGCAUGGGAAGUAACAUGUACCCCUCCUCCUCCCUCCUUGGUCAGCACAAAGAUGAUUCCAUUGUUGGCCUUCCUGUUGAUGAGCUUAUUGAGAAGGCUGAUGGCUUUGCUGGCGUCUUCCCUGAGCACAAGUAUGAGAUUGUAAAGAGACUCCAGGACAGGAAGCACAUUUGUGGGAUGACUGGGGAUGGUGUGAAUGAUGCUCCUGCCUUGAAAAGAGCAGACAUCGGAAUUGCAGUGGCUGAUGCAACCGAUGCGGCGCGAAGUGCCUCCGACAUAGUGCUCACAGAACCAGGGUUGAGUGUGAUUGUGAGUGCAGUUCUGACCAGCAGAGCCAUCUUCCAGAGAAUGAAGAACUACACCAUAUAUGCUGUUUCCAUAACAAUUCGGAUCGUGUUGGGCUUCAUGUUGCUUGCUCUCAUCUGGAAAUUCGAUUUCUCGCCUUUUAUGGUUUUGAUCAUUGCUGUACUAAACGAUGGCACCAUCAUGACCAUUUCCAAGGAUAGGGUGAAGCCAUCUCCCGUACCAGACUCAUGGAAGCUUAAGGAGAUUUUCGCCACAGGCGUGGUGCUUGGUACCUACCUAGCCGUUAUGACAGUUAUUUUCUAUUGGGCUGCUCAUGCAUCCGAUUUCUUCUCGGACAAUUUUGGUGUGAGAUCCAUUAGGAACAACGAACGCGAGCUGAUAGCAGCAGUGUACCUUCAAGUGAGUAUUGUGAGUCAGGCUCUGAUCUUCGUGACUCGAUCGAGGAGCUGGUCUUACGUUGAACGCCCCGGCGUCUUGCUUGUUGUUGCCUUCCUCAUUGCACAGCUGAUUGCGACCAUCAUAGCUGUGUAUGCACACUGGGAUUUUGCGAGGAUUGAAGGGAUUGGAUGGGGCUGGGCUGGUGUCAUUUGGCUUUACAGCAUUGUUUUCUACAUUCCAUUGGAUAUCCUUAAAUUCAUCAUCCGAUAUGCUUUGACCGGCAAGGCUUGGGAUAACAUCACUGAGAGCAGGGUUGCUUUCACCUCCAAGAAGGACUACGGAAGGGGAGAGAGAGAGGCACAGUGGGCCACAGCACAACGCACACUUCAUGGCCUCAAUCCUCCUGAAACAGAUCAAAUACUGAAUGACAAGAACAACUUCAGGGAGCUGUCCGAACUCGCAGAACAGGCAAGAAAGCGUGCUGAAGUUGCCAGGUUGAGGGAGCUCCACACACUCAAGGGCCACGUGGAGUCUGUUGUCAAACUCAAGGGGCUUGACAUUGAGACUAUUCAACAGCAUUACACCGUUUGAGUGCCAUCAUAGAUUUAGCAAAGAGAAAUUAGAUGAAUAGAAAGCUCCUUGUGUUCUUGAUAUGCAAGGGCCUUAGAAUAAUCCAACACUUCGAGAUUGUGCAUCACAGUCCAAGGUUGGCUCACAAGUUUUUUAGUACUAGCCCCCAUGAGCUGUUGUUUCCUUUCAUGUUCCAUCAUGAUUG
Molecule: messenger RNA, 2872 nt
Organism: Arachis stenosperma
Lineage: Eukaryota; Viridiplantae; Streptophyta; Magnoliopsida; Fabales; Fabaceae
Product: ATPase 9, plasma membrane-type
Exons: 11
Coding region: 31-2688 (885 amino acids)
Biological process (GO): regulation of intracellular pH; proton export across plasma membrane
Cellular component (GO): plasma membrane
Molecular function (GO): P-type proton-exporting transporter activity; ATP hydrolysis activity; ATP binding
Source: RefSeq, a predicted model, not a curated record